AGUUCCGGGGCAGCGCGGCAUGGCGGCGCGAGGCCGGUGAGCGGGGCCGGGAGGAGCGGGCUGUGUUCUGGGCACGGGGCGGGGGCAUGGAGGGGCUCUCGGGGGAGGAGCUCGUGGUGCUGUCGGCACGCAGAGCACGGUGCGAGCGAGUGCUGCGGGGGACGGGAGGCAGCUUUUCCUGAUGUGUUUUUGUGCGUUGGCGUUUCAGGCGUCUGAAUGAGAGUCUGAAUGAGGAGUCUGAAUGAGGGGGUUCGUGGCAAGCAAAGGCCAGGUGAGGAAUGGAGCGAGCCGCCUGGGUGCUGUGUUGGACCGAGGGUGUGGCCGUGGAUGAAGAAUAUCGGGGAGCAGAGUGUGAUUUGCUGUGCACUUAAGUUGGGCCUCAGGAGAGCAGUCCAGUCGAUAACUGUGUGACGAGGCUCCUGCGCAGCCAUUGCAAGGUGGGCUUUCUGCGUGCCUUAUUGCUGCGGUUGGCGUUGUGCAUACACAAGAAAGCAGCCUCCUUGAGAGCAGCAGAGCAGCAGGCUGUGCGCGCUAUGGCUGCUGAAGUGCAUUUCUCGCCUCCGGAGAUCCCUGAGCCCACACUGCUGGAGAACGUGCUGCGCUACGGCCUCUUCUUUGGAGCCAUUUUCCAGCUUCUGUGUGUAUUGGCCAUAAUCCUGCCAGUUUCCAAGUCCCCAGAGGCAGACUCGGUCGGUUCUGAGUCUAAGACUUUGGAGGCAGUGAAGAAACCAAAGGCGUCAAGUGCUGCUCAGCUAAGCAAGAAAGCCAAGAAGGAAGGCAAAAAGAGGCGGUGAGGGCUUGACCAAUAAGCCACAAAGGACCAAAGAAUCACCUGGAACGCUUCCUCAGAGGUGCACCAAAGGCAGUGGACUGUAUGGUGUGGUUUUGUGGCAUGACCGUGCUUUCACUUUCAUGGACAGUGGAGAGAAAUUAAGGAAGCUGGAUGGGAAGGACUCCUGAAGCAUUCCAAGCAAAGGGGACUUCACGUAUGCAGGAGUUCAUGGAUGGCAAGAGCUGGAGACACUGUGUUCCUUCAGGGUGUGUCUCUUCAGGGCCGGGGACGGUGUAGUGUUUGUUUGAAAUAUGACUGGCCGGGACUGGAGAGAGAAGUGGUGACAUAGCCACAGUCUGUGUAAGGCAUCUGGAGCUUCCUGAUGCCAGCUCACAUCUUGGUUUGUUUGAACACAGAUGAGUCAGUGGGAGGAGAAGCUGCUGCGUUAGGUGCCCCAGGGCUCAGAGUGGCUUUGAAGAAAAGGGUUCUGUGGCGGGGCUGCAAGGCUGCCAUCCUUUUGCAUACACAGACUACCAUCCUCAGUUGACAAAUGCAUUGUGAGCCCAGGUAGGGUAGCAGUGCUGUGCUGGGUCUGUUCUCUACCAGAAGCCUAAGGGCACAUUUGCUGGAACCAUUGCUUUGAGAAGGACUGUUUGCUGCUCUCCCUUGCUGUUGGUGGAUGAGUCGGGUGGGCAGCAUGAGGAGGACAGAACAGAGCAGGUGAGACAAAAGCACUCCAAAGUUGCUUGGAGAUCUCAAGACAAAGAGACAUGACCAAAAUUUCCCACACCAGCAGUAAAGAGUAAUAAUGAGCGGUGAGUUUCCAUGAAUGAGGAUGGUAGUUGUUUUAUUUCAUCUCGUCCUUCUGCAGGUUCCCUACAGAUGGGUUCUGUUGCUUUCUCCUAACACAAGUACAAAUACUGAACGAGUAAAGCACACAGUACCCAAACUACAGGAGUGCCAAGGGCUGGUCAGUGAUGAGCCCUGUGUGGCUGUUAACUCAGAACAGCAGGCUUCUCCUUCUGUGGGAGCUGAGGCUGAAUGACUCCUUGUUAAGUGGAAUUCCUGGAUACUGGGGUUUUAUUUUGGGGGGGGGGGGGAGGUGGGAUUGUGCUCUAUUUGCUGUUGGUUGCUAACAGCUCGAUACCUGUUUCAAAAUGUUGAUUAUCAGCUGAACUUACAUUAUGCCUUUAGUAAUUAACAAUGUCUUACGUAUUUUAUUUUCUGUUAAAAUAUAUACUAAGUACAACUGAAAUGUCUUUGUUUAAAAUAAAAACAGAAGUCACUUUAAAAUCA
Molecule: messenger RNA, 2068 nt
Organism: Gallus gallus (chicken)
Lineage: Eukaryota; Metazoa; Chordata; Aves; Galliformes; Phasianidae
Gene: MANBAL
Product: mannosidase beta like
Exons: 5
Coding region: 534-794 (86 amino acids)
Cellular component (GO): membrane
Source: RefSeq, a predicted model, not a curated record